Molecule: messenger RNA, 858 nt
Organism: Morchella sextelata
Lineage: Eukaryota; Fungi; Ascomycota; Pezizomycetes; Pezizales; Morchellaceae
Exons: 3
Coding region: 1-858 (285 amino acids)
Biological process (GO): endoplasmic reticulum tubular network organization; membrane organization
Cellular component (GO): endoplasmic reticulum; membrane
Source: RefSeq, a predicted model, not a curated record
AUGGCACCACCCGCUGUUGUCCCCUCCGAACCUCUUCCGCAACGCCUGAUGGCGCUUGCACAAACACUUCAAUUUGGCUGGUUUGUCGGUCAUUUGACGUUGCUCCUGACAACUUUCCGUUAUGCGGUCGCGGCUGUCAAGUUCUCAACAAGCACAACGGGAGCUUCUAUUGCAUACCGUGUCGGAUUUUUGUCCGCGGCCGUUACUUACGGUAUCGUCGUUUACAAGGCAUACAGGACAAGAAUGAGGAGUGGUCAACUCCCCACUGGCCAGCAGGGAGCAGUGCAAAUCCUCUCUGACGAGAAUGUGCAAUAUUUGUUCAUGGCUCUUGUAUGGCUCUACUCUAAGCCAAUCUUUUUCGCGCUUCUCCCGUUCGCUGUUUACAGCACCUUCCACUUCUUGACCUACCUCCGAACAAACCUCAUCCCGGUUGUCAUUCCUUCACCUGCCACGCCCGCCGGUACUAAGGCACCUGCGCCCGCCGUUUCUGAGGCUAUUGCCAAGUUUGUCAGGAACAACUACGACUACUCUAUGCACCUUGUUGCCAACCUCGAGCUCUUCUUGUGGCUCCGUAUCCUUGCUGGUGCCAUCAUCUUCAAGAACUCAUGGAUCCUUCUCGCCAUCUACACUGCUUUCCUCCGUGUCCGCUUUGCUCAGAGCGGUUUUGUCAAGGAUGCUGUUAAGGGACUCGAGAGAAGGGGUGAUGCCAUCACAGCCGAUGCCGGUGUUCCCGAGGGUGUCAGAUCUGCAUGGGCAAUUGUCAAGACCGGUGUCAAGAGCUUUGGCGAUGUUUCGGACUUGAGCAAGUUCAUGUCUGCUCCUCCUGCCACCGACGGCGCUGCCAGAAAGACCCAGUAA